Molecule: messenger RNA, 1108 nt
Organism: Folsomia candida
Lineage: Eukaryota; Metazoa; Arthropoda; Collembola; Entomobryomorpha; Isotomidae
Exons: 6
Coding region: 193-975 (260 amino acids)
Source: RefSeq, a predicted model, not a curated record
AAUAACUCGAAGUACGACACGGGCAAAGUACCUAAUCAAUCAAUCAAUCAAUACCAUGCGAGUAUUACGCAUUUGAUCCAUUUGUAUAUAAACAAGCUUGUAAUAAUUGUCAGGCACACAUCUUAACUUUACUCUAUUUACAUACAUCCAGCGAAAAUACUUUGCACAAAUUUAAUACUAAUAAAUCGCAAAAUGUCGGGUAUUAAGGGACUACUUGUAGUAAUUGUGGGGGCUAUGCUCACCUCCCAAAUCCAUGGGCAGAGUAAUGAUACGGAGCUGGUCAAAGUGCUGUUUAAAAGGUCGGAGUAUGUCAACCAGGUAUUUUUCCAGUUACUUCAAGCCCACUUGUUGGCCAGGACCAACCCCAUCCCGGAGCCCAUGGUUUUCGACAACUUUACUUACAGCCACGAAUGGCUGUUUCAGGACGGAGAGUCGCACACAUAUAAUCCACUUUUAUUCGGAUUUUCUGACUCAAUUCUCACCGUGCAUGCGGAUAAUGAAACUUACGAGGCCAACAUUCAUCUCGUGAUUCCACAAGCGUCUCUUACAGGUACCUACGACUUAUGGAUCGACCAAUCUGGCUUUUGGGGAAUUUACGCUCGCUACCGCGGUUCCGGCGCGUAUGCCCACUCCUUCACAAAUGUCGAGUUGUGGUUGAACUUGACCGUGAGCGAGGGAAUGGCGGGUGGGCGCCCGAUCGUGACCGAUGUCGUGACCUCGCUCCGUUUCGACUCGUGUCGCCUCUGGGCUGAAAACUUUUCGCAUAAUGGAAACUUUUGGGACGAAGGGGUGUGGGCGGGACGCGGGCUAAUUUUCAAGGAAGAGUUCGAUUCUCCGGACAAAGCGGGAGGACGGGAAAUCUUACUGACGGAAGGGGCCCGGUCAUACAUGAAUAUGUUGUUUGGAUUCUUGGGAGUAGACAGAGAACAGGCUUUACUACUGUUGAUGGAUUUGGGAACAAUUGUGAAUCCAUAGGUUGAAGCUAGAAUGAGAAAUUUAGUUAGAAAAACCUAACUAGAUUUGUAAUGGAAAAUAUUUUUGUGACGAAAUAUUGAUGUUUUAAAUAAAUCUUAGAAAAUAAAUAAAUAUGCACACUUACAUACAUAAA